AUGCGUGUUCUCUUCUGGAACAUCAAUGGAGUUGCUCGUGAGGCAGCCAGAGACAAGCUGAAGGAGUUAAUUAAAGAAUUUAAGCCUGAUAUAUUUUGCAUUGCAGAACCUAAGGUUUAUUGUUCUGAUAAAUUUGUGCAAGGUCAUGGAGAUUUCAACUGUGUUUUACGUAAUGAGGAAAAAAGAGGAGGGCGUGAGCCUAGAACUUCUGUCAUCAAUGAAUUUGCUGAUUGGAUGGAUGAUAAUGAUCUCUUUGAAGCAGACUCCUUGGGUUCUAAAUUCACUUGGGCUAAUGGUCAAUCAGGUGUAAGAAGAAUUCUUUGUAAAUUGGAUAGAGCCUUGAUUAAUGAAGCUUGGCUGAAUAAUUUUGAGAACUGGAGAUGUAAGGCUCUCCCUAGGGAAGUAUCCGAUCACUCUGCUAUUAUUGGUUUUCCUAUUACUUUUUUGAGGCCAAAAAGAGCUCCUUUCAGGUUUCAAAAGAUGUGGUUUGUGCAUAAGGAUUUCAUGAAAUUGGUUAAGGAGAACUGGAAUGCUCCUGUUUUAGGUUCUCCGGCUUUUAUCUUUCCCUUCAAGCUUAAGAGAUUGAAGAAUGGUCUAAAAGAAUGGAAUAUGAGGGUUUUUGGUAAUGUUCAUGCUAGGUUUAAGCAAGCUAAACUGACUUUAGAAGUUGCUCUUCGUAUUUCUGAUGAAGAUCCUGAGGAUGUUAGCAAGCUUAAUGCUGCCAAAGAUGCGUCAAUUACUCUCCAAGACAUUAUAGCUCAACAAGCCAUUAUGUUAAAACGAAAAUCAAGAAGUAAAUGGUUGUUGGAGGGUGCAAGUAAUACUUCUUUCUUUCAUGCCAAUAUUAGAACUCGUAGGAGCAACAAUAUGAUUUCUGAAUUGGUAGAUGGUAAUGGGAAUGUUCUAACAGAUUUUGAACAAAUUCGAGAUCAUGUUGUGUCUUUUUAUGAUACUAAAUUUAAUGGUUCAGACCUGCCUAUAGAGGAAGAUCUUUUUGAGUAUGAACACAACAUUAUUUCUGUUGAAGACAGUCAAAGAAUGGAUGCAAUUCCGACUCUAGAUGAAAUUAAAGAGGCGGUUUUUAAUCUUGGAGCUGAUAAGAAGUUUAUUCCUCAAGGUACUAAUUCUAGUCUCUUGAUUUUACUUGCCAAGCUACUAGACUUGGGGCGUAACAUUCAUGAAAACAUAAGUGUUGCUUCAGAGAUGGUUAAUGAUCUUAAGACAAAACGUAAGGAUGGCAAUGUUGGUCUCAAGCUUGAUAUUACUCAAGCUUUUGAUACGGUUAGCUGGUCUUUUGUCUUGGAGGUCUUUCGGAGGUAUGGUUUUUCUGACAAUUGGUGCUCUUGGAUUAUUUCAAUUCUGAACUCGGCGCGUAUUUUUAUUCUACUAAAUGGUAACCCAGAAGGAUUCUUCAAGAUUAAUAGCGGUCUAAGACAAGGUGACCCCUUAUCUCCUCUGAUUUUUGUCCUAAUUGAAGAUGUGCUCAGUAGAAAUCUUACCAACCUUUUUCUAGAAAAUAAGAUGACUCCUAUGCUCUCUAAAAGAGGUAUUUCUUCCACUCAUCUCUUCUUUGCUGAUGACAUUAUGAUCUUUUGUAAGGGAAACAUGAAGAGCUUGAAUAACCUUCUUGUUUUGCUUGGUAAAUAUCAAGCGGCCUCUGGUCAAACUGUUUGUCGUCAUAAAAGUAAGGUAUAUUAUUGUGGAGGUUCGUUGAGUAGAUGCAGAACUAUCACUGAUUUACUUGAUAUGAGUGUUACUACUUUCCCUGAUAGAUACUUGGGUGUGCAAAUUAUGCCUGGUGCAGUUCGAUAUCGUCACAUAAGCAACGUUAUUGAUAAAAUCAAAAAUCAACUUGCUGUUUGGAAAGGUAAACUUCUUUCUUUUAAAGAUAGAAUUGUUCUAAUUAACUCAGUGAUUGCUAGUUACACCAUUCACAACAUGGCUGUCUAUAAAUGGCCUAAGAAGUUCAUUCAACAAGCUGAAAGAGUGAUUCGUAACUUCCUUUGGUAUGGUGAUGCGGAGAUAGCUAGAAAAUUUGUUGUUGGUUUUCCUAAAGUUUGUUGUCCUUUGAAAGAAGGUGGCUUAGGUAUUACGAGCAUGGAAAUCACCAAUAGAGCUAUGCUUAUGAAGUUGUGGUGGAGUAUUCGUUCUUCUCAAAAAAAAUGGGCGCGUUUCUUAUGGGUGAAAUAUACUUAUACUUGUGGGAGAUUGAAGCGUUAUGGUGUUAAAUCCUCUAUAUUUCCAGGGAUUAAAGUAGUUCAGAAUCUGGUUGAUAAAAACACUAAAGUUCUUCUUGGUGAUAGAAGAUCAACAUCUCUUUAUUAUGAUGUUUGGUAUGGUACUCAAAGCAUUUCUGAUAUAUUAGGAAACUAUGAACUGGAUUUUUCUACCAAGGUGAGUGAUAUUCUUAUUGAUAAUGCUUUGCAUCUUCAUGGAGUUCACGGUCAGGUGUUGAUGAGUGCUGAUGUUGAAGCCUCAAAUCUGCCAGCUUUACGUUGA
Molecule: messenger RNA, 2499 nt
Organism: Papaver somniferum (opium poppy)
Lineage: Eukaryota; Viridiplantae; Streptophyta; Magnoliopsida; Ranunculales; Papaveraceae
Exons: 4
Coding region: 1-2499 (832 amino acids)
Source: RefSeq, a predicted model, not a curated record